Messenger RNA from Sceloporus undulatus (fence lizard), 1723 nucleotides. RefSeq names its product docking protein 1 (gene DOK1). Lineage: Eukaryota; Metazoa; Chordata; Lepidosauria; Squamata; Phrynosomatidae. Gene Ontology annotation, biological process: cell surface receptor protein tyrosine kinase signaling pathway; positive regulation of MAPK cascade. The record is from RefSeq and is a predicted model, not a curated record. Gene Ontology annotation, cellular component: cytoplasm.
UCCGCCUCCGCUUCCGCUUCCGCAGUGGCUGCUCCGCUCCGCUUCCCUCCGCUCGGCUGUUCCCUGGAUCCGGAUGGAGGCUCCGGUGAAGGAAGGGCCGCUCCUCCUCCUCCUCCAGCAGACGCCGCCGGGGAUCCGCCUCGGGCCGAAGCGCUGGAAGAAGGGCUGGUUCUCGCUGUUCCGUGGCAGCGGGCGAGGGGUGGCCCGCCUGGAGUUCUCCGAUGGCAAGAAUAAGAAGAGGACUGUGGUCCGGCUGUCCGAGUGCCUCAGUGUGGCCCCGGCCCCCGAGAGCCGGCCCCGGGAGGGACUGGAUGCCUUCCGCCUGGAGACCCCCCGACGGACCCUCCUCCUGGCCGCAGAGCCCCCUGAGGCCCAAGAGUGGGUCACCCACCUCUGCCAGGCCGCUUUCCCGCAGCAGACCCCUGGACAGGCAGCUGACCAAGCGGAAGGGCAGCCCCAGGAAAUGGCCACCAACGCCAUCUACUUUUCCCAAGAGGAAGGGAGCGAGUUCUGGGUGACGGUGCAGAAGACGGAGGCAGCCGAGCGCUGUGGCCUUCAGGGGCGCUACCGGCUGAGGGCCUCCCGCGAGAGUCUCCUCCUGGUGGAUCCCCUUUCCGGCCAGACUCUCUAUUCCUGGCCCUACCGCCUUCUCCGCAGAUAUGGACGCGAUAAGGUGAUGUUCUCCUUUGAGGCCGGCCGGCGCUGCGAAUCGGGCCCCGGCAACUUCACCUUUGAGACCCCUCAGGGCAGCGAGAUCUUCCGCCUGGUGGAAGUGGCCAUCCAGGCGCAGAAGGCCCAAGUGGAGGAGGACCGGCGGAGCGGUCCUUCUAUGGAUGCUGAUGUGGCUGCAGCCGUGGGCCAGCUCCACUCUGCUCUGGCCACCUCGCUCAGCCUGGAGGCAGAGGGCCCUGGUCCCAAGCGGCACCAGUGGUGGGAGGGGGUGCCACAGAACGCCAUGGGGGAAGGGGACGGUGCCAGCCACGCUGUGAAGGGCCAGGCCAUGCAGGACUCUGUGGCCCCACUGUCUGGCCCCCCCCUGCCCUCCUCCCCUGAAGAGCAGGCGGCCGAUGCUGCUGCCAGUGUCUACUCUGAGCCCCUGGACGUGGUGAGGGGCUCCCAGGCCAGGCCAGACCCCCUCUAUGCAGACCCCGUGGACAGCAGGGGCAAGGAAGGCCUCCGGCCCCAGAGCAGCGAGUGGCGCCUGUAUGAGCAGGUGGGCCCCGGGGUGGGCGAUGGGGGCCACAUCUAUGACGAGCCUGAGGGGCGGGCCCCCCAGCCAGCCCCCACAACUGUCCCCGCUAUCUAUGAUGAGGCCCAGCUCCCAUCUGAAGCCUGGAGGACUCAGGGUCUGGAGAGCCCGGCUGGCUACGAACUGCCCUACUUGCCUGGCACUGGGGAUUACGCUGUGCCCCCCUUCCACCCGAAGGCCGGCCUCCCCCGGGUCCCCAAGCCCUGCCCUGUCCCCAAGCCCCACCGGAGUCACAAGGGCUCCCCACAGCCAGGUGGCACCAGAAAGCCAAAGAUGGCAGCAAGGAAUGGCAGCAACAACAACAACAGCAACACUGCUGGUGGCCAGCCUGGCAGGGUCGGCGUCUCCACUAGUGAGCCCAUCUACAGCCAGGUGAGGAAGCCCCUGCGAGGCCAGUGGCCCCCUGGAGAAGAACAGUCGGUGGAUGGCAGCUGCCCAGCCUCUGCUGUGUAUGAGGACCUGGGGGAGAUAUGA